Ipomoea nil (Japanese morning glory) is the source of this 2331-nucleotide messenger RNA. RefSeq names its product DNA-binding protein SMUBP-2. The transcript has 15 exons. The record is from RefSeq and is a predicted model, not a curated record. The coding region runs from base 108 to 2084 and encodes 658 amino acids. Lineage: Eukaryota; Viridiplantae; Streptophyta; Magnoliopsida; Solanales; Convolvulaceae. Gene Ontology annotation, molecular function: DNA binding; 5'-3' DNA helicase activity; ATP binding.
AGAAGGGAAAAAGAUAAGUAGCAAAAACCCCAGAAGGGGAUGAUUCAUACUCAGUGUAACCCGGGACGGAUAGAGGAAGGCAGAGAGCACAGUAAGAAGCGGCAACAAUGGAGAAAGCAAAGAAGAAGAGCACCAAUAACGACAAGAACAAUAGCAACAAAUCUUCGAAACCAGCUAUAACACUCGAACAGUUUGUCUCAAUCAUGACUCCUCUGAUUGACUUGGAAAAGGAAGCUGAGAUUUCAGCUUCGGUGAGCUCCGCCGAGACGAGAAGUUUGGAUGCUGCUCAAAGGAAGGGAUCCACUAUUCUCAAUUUGAAGUGUGUAGAUAUUCAGACAGGGCUGAUGGGCAAGACUAUUAUCGAGUUCCAGUCCAAUAAAGAGGAUGUUCUUCCCCCUCACAAGUUUGGCACCCAUGAUGUCAUUAUUUUGAAACCAAACAAGGCUGAUUUAGGCUCUCCUUCACUUGGACAAGGAGUAGUUUACCGACUCAAGGACUCAUCUAUCACUGUUGCUUUUGAUGAUAUUCCAGAAGAGGGAUUAAAUAGUCCAUUACGUCUUCAGAAAGUGGCAAAUGAGGUGACAUAUCGCCGGAUGAAGGACACAUUAAUACAAUUGAGCAAAGGUGUUCAGAAAGGCCCUGCUUCUGACUUGGUUCCUGUUUUGUUUGGAGAGAGAUCACCGACAGUGUCUAAGAAGGAUGCCAAGUUCACCCUCUUCAAUUCCAAUCUUGAUCAUUCCCAGAAAGAUGCCAUUGCAAAGGCUCUUUCAUCCAAGGAUGUAUUUUUGCUGCAUGGACCUCCUGGAACGGGGAAGACAACCACUGUUGUUGAGAUCAUCUUACAAGAAGUGAAACGGGGAUCGAAAAUUCUUGCUUGUGCUGCUUCAAACAUUGCUGUUGAUAACAUUGUUGAGCGGCUUGUUCCUCACAAAGUGAAGUUGGUGAGAUUGGGGCAUCCUGCUCGCUUACUCCCUCAAGUAUUAGACAGUGCUCUAGAUGCUCAGGUGCUUCGCGGUGAUAAUAGUGCACUUGCAAAUGACAUACGCAAGGAGAUGAAGGCUUUGAAUGGGAAGUUGUUAAAAGCUAAAGAUAAAAACACUAAGAGAGACAUUAGAAGAGAGCUCAAGACUCUUUCCAAGGAAGAGCGUAAAAGGCAGCAACUAGCAGUGACUGAUGUAAUCAAGAAUUCAGAUGUGGUAUUAACAACCUUGACUGGCGCAUUGUCCCACAAGUUGGACAACACUUCAUUUGAUCUAGUUAUAAUUGACGAAGCUGCCCAGGCACUUGAAAUAGCAUGCUGGAUUGCUCUACUGAAGGGUUCAAGGUGUAUAUUAGCUGGAGAUCACCUCCAGCUUCCUCCAACCAUUCAAAGUGUUGAGGCUGAGAAGAAAGGAUUAGGGAGAACCUUGUUUGAACGUAUUGCAGACUUGUAUGGGGAUGAAGUCAUGUCUAUGCUCACUGUCCAGUACCGCAUGCACGAGCUUAUAAUGAACUGGUCAUCCAAAGAGCUUUACGACAGUAAGAUUGAAGCACAUGCGAGUGUUGCUCAGCAUAUGCUGUAUGAACUUGAGGAUGUGAAAACGUCAUCUUCAACAGAGUCAACCCUUGUCCUCAUAGACAUAGCUGGUUGUGACAUGGAAGAAAAAAAGGAUGAGGAAGAUAGCACAUUGAAUGAGGGUGAAGCUGAGGUUGCUAUUACCCAUGCAAAAAGGCUUGUCCAAAGUGGGGUGCGAGCUUCUGAUAUUGGAAUAAUCACCCCUUAUGCAGCACAGGUUGUCUUGUUGAAAGUGUUGAGAAGCAAGGAAGACAAGCUCAAAGAUAUGGAGAUCUCUACAGUUGAUGGUUUCCAAGGUCGAGAGAAAGAAGCCAUCAUCAUUUCAAUGGUGCGAUCAAACUCAAAGCAAGAGGUUGGAUUUCUGAGUGACCGCAGGAGAAUGAAUGUUGCCGUGACACGAGCAAGAAGACAAUGUUGUCUUGUCUGCGACACAGAGACUGUCAGUAGUGAUAAGUUUUUGAAGCGUUUGAUUGAGUACUUUGAAGAGCAUGGUGAAUAUUUAAGUGCUUCAGAAUAUGCACAUGAUUGAGUUCUUGAUUAUUUGAAGAAUUUGUAUUGGUGGUAUACUGAGAUUUGGAGAAAACCAGCUUACCCCUUGGUGCUGCACCUUCAGAUGCAUUUUACCAUAUUUUGAAACAGAAUAGUUUCAUGUAUAAGUAAUUCAUUCAUUUACGAUGCUGGCUAUGAUACUCUUAUUAUCCAAUGGCAUAUGAAACAUUUUGCCGCGAAUUUUGAAUUGAUGACUUGCAAUGCAAUCAUGCAAAAUUAUGUCUGAA